This is a messenger RNA of Gossypium arboreum, 1456 nucleotides long. Its product is annotated as succinate dehydrogenase subunit 5, mitochondrial. Gene Ontology annotation, biological process: tricarboxylic acid cycle. The transcript is spliced from 4 exons. Lineage: Eukaryota; Viridiplantae; Streptophyta; Magnoliopsida; Malvales; Malvaceae. Bases 496 to 1224 code for a protein of 242 amino acids. Gene Ontology annotation, cellular component: respiratory chain complex II (succinate dehydrogenase). The record is from RefSeq and is a predicted model, not a curated record.
UUUAAGUUAAUCUGAUGAUUUUUAUUAAAAAUCGAAAAAGAAGGUUGUUUAGAUUUUGAUCAAUAGAUUUUUUACAUUCAAAACUAUUUUAUAAAAAAAUUUGAUUUAGGAAGAGAAGGGGAUGGAAAACUUUCGAUUGAUGCAGUUUUCAUAUGGUGCGAAUAAAGAUGGCCAUACAGUAGCAAUUUUAACAGCUUAAUGAAUUAAAUAAAAAACUUGGAUAGUUUGUGUAAUCAUUUUAUAAUUUUUUAAAAUUAGAUGACCAAAACAUAAACUUAUUAAUAAAUUAAUGAUCUUGUAUGUAGUUUACCCUAAGCCUUUCUAAAUGCUGUUAAUUAAGAUGAGACUAAAGCCCAGCCCAAAAUUGUUAAAAACAUUGAUUUGCCAAAGCUUCCCGUUUAUUAAACAACGCUUUCGAUACUUGGCUGACUCUGCUUUUCUCUGUACUCUGCCAAUUUGAUUAAAAACUAAAAAAGGAAAAAGCUUCAAAAAACAAUGGAGAAGAUGAUGGCAUUGAGAUCCGUUUCUAGAGCAGCGUGUUUCAGAUCUUCCCGUUUUACCCCCAUUGCUGUCACGGCCGCCAUCAAUCACAGUCGCCACUUGGUUUCCCGGAGUUUCUUCUCUAUCUCAUCGCCUAUCGCCACUAAUCCGCCUGGAAACACCCCUUCUGAUGGGAGGUCGUCCUUUGCGUUGAGAUCGGGAAGCAUGCGCUAUUUUAGUGAAGAUGCAGCUCAUUUGCCUGACAUAAACGACACUGAGAUUCUGAAUGUUUUCAAGGACUUAAUGGCUGCAAGUUGGGAUGAGCUUCCCUAUUCGGUCGUACAAGAUGCAAAGAAAGCCUUGUCGAAAAAUACUGAUGACAAAGCCGGUCAGGAAGCUUUGAGAAAUGUUUUCCGUGCUGCUGAAGCUGUUGAAGAGUUUGGUGGUAUUCUAAUCACCAUGAAAAUGGAACUCGAUGACAGCAUCGGAAUGAGCGGAGAGAAUGUAAAACCUUUAUCAAGCGAGUUUGCUGCUGCACUUAAGACAGUGUUCCAACGAUACGCGACUUACUUGGAUGCAUUUGGUCCUAACGAAACCUACUUGCGAAAGAAGGUAGAGAAUGAGUUGGGAUCAAAGAUGAUCUACCUAAAGAUGAGAUGUAGUGGCCUAGGUUCUGAGUGGGGAAAGAUUACCGUUCUUGGAACCUCGGGACUCUCUGGAUCUUAUGUGGAACAAAGAGCUUAGCAGUAAAUUGUUGAGACAUUUCAUGUGAACUCUUUUUUUUGUUCUGUUUUAGAUCAUGUUUAUGAAUAGUAGGAGACAAGUUGGUGUUGUUCUCCUAGAAAACCUUGGGAGUUUGCUUGGAAAGCUAAAUAAAAAGGCUUAUGUUGUCAAAAAAACAAUAAAUCAAAAUGUAAAAUCAUGUUUCUGAAAUUUUUUUCAUGGGAAAAUUUGCAUGAAAAUUUUUAUGGGAAAA